UACGCGGGAACUCGCGGCUUUAUUUCUUUGAUUUUGAAUCCUUCUUCAACAUCUUCAUUCAUCUUAAAUCAAAAAACCUAAAUUUUAAUCAAUUUACUCUUUCCUCGAAGGAAAACUUCAAGUCCUCAGGUAAAAUGGCGUCUCCUGACUACAUCUCGUAUGGAUUUUCCGUAAUCGUUGCCCUUGGUGGCGUCAUAGGAUACGUGAAAGCCGGGAGUGUACCAUCUUUAGCUGCUGGGCUGGCAUUUGGUGGCAUUUCUGCACUUGGUGCUUACCAGACCUCCUCAAAUCCAAGAAAUGUUUGGGUCAUGCUUGUGACAUCAUUGGUCCUGUCUGGAGUGAUGGGAUCAAGAUUUGCAAGAUCAGGAAAGUUCAUGCCAGCUGGGUUGGUGGCAACUUUGAGUGUUGCUCAAGCUGUGCGCAUGUCUUACCGUCUGAUGCAGAACUGAUAACAAGAUUCUAAACAGCUUUGUUUCCAACUCAGUAUCAUGCACUAUCUACCCUGUAAUGUAGCUAGGUUUUGUUAGUGAUAUUCCAUAUUCAUCUAGACUGAAUAUUGAAAUGUAAAAUCAAGGUGCUGUAAUGUUAAAGACGUAUUCAUGGUACAUUAUUGCUGGUUUUUAACUAUCCAGUUUAGUAAGUCUUCUAUGUAAAAACCCUCCCUUUUCCUCUUUUAGACUGUGCUGUAUAUCAUGGAGAUGCAAAGGUGUAAGAAACACAAGAAUCUGUCAGCAUUUUUUUUCAAUAAAGGAAUGUUUACAGCAU
This is a messenger RNA of Pocillopora verrucosa, 765 nucleotides long. Lineage: Eukaryota; Metazoa; Cnidaria; Anthozoa; Scleractinia; Pocilloporidae. The record is from RefSeq and is a predicted model, not a curated record.